AACAAUAGUAUUUUUUAUCUUUGUUACAUAGUGUUUCAAUUCAUAAAUAAAAUGGGAAUAUUUUCGAUUGUGGAGUUCGAGGAUGGGAUCCAACUUGCCCCCACGUCAUGGAUUUAUUGUGAUAAUAAAAAAUGUUAUUGGCCAAGUUAUACAAAACAAGCAAAGAUUAAUCAGGCUAUUUUUAAUCAAGAAGAUCCGAAUCCAUUAAUAUGGCCGUCAUAUAAUAUAUUACGAAUUUUUGGUACAACAGAUACACAUGCAAAUGGCAUAAAAAAAAUUGAAAAUCGCUGAACAAUUUUCCGAUAUUGAUUCUGGGAAAAAUGACAUUGAAAAAAAAAUAUCUAGACGUGAGCGAGCAAAGAAAAGAAAUUACUAUACUUCUGAUUCCGAAAAUGAAUCAUGUCACAAGCAAAAAAAAACCUGUAAAGAAAUACCGCCUUUGCCCAUAUUGCAAAUAGCAAAGGAACAGUCAAACACUAUUUCGAGCGUACCGGAAAACAUAUUGAAACAGAAGUGUAACAAUGAACUUCAAGAAAACAGUACUUUAUGGCAAGUUCAUCACUUUAUGAUUUUAAAAAACAUGGUUCAAAGAUAUCUUCUGAUAACAUUGAAUCUGACAUCUUAUGCUCGAAACAACAAUCUCUAUCAUAUAAUACAGAUUUUCAAAAAGAAAUUUUGCGCAAACUAAAUAUUAUUCUAUAUAAAAUAAAUACGAUAGAUGAAAGGAUGGAGAUUCUUGAAGAACGUCGUUUAAUUUCUUAUUACAAACGUGAGGGGGAUAUUAACACUUUAAAUACAAAAGAAUUGGGAUUGCCUUUGUGCGAUGAAUUAGCACUUAAUACUCUAGAAAAUAAAUUGGAAGACAAUGAGUUUUUUGAAAGUAUGGUACAUACAUUAAAAGGCCUAGGAGGUGUUGAUGUGCAUUCUUGCACUAUUAAUAUACUUAAAAAAUUGAUGUCUAACUCUUUGGCCGAAAUGUACAGUUUUGCCGGAAUAAAAAAGAAAAAGGCUUUCCAGGAAUUGACUUUGUACAAAAUCAUACUUAAAACUGUCCGCAUUCAUUACAAGGACGUGACUGAGGAGGAAGUUGCCAAAUUUAUAGCGAAAUGGCUAGUACAGGCCAAAGCUCGUCGAGAGAGAAAAAAAUCUUCUAUUUCACUUGAUGAAAACAAAAAUAUGCAGAUAUGCAGCAAUCACGAUGAUGCCGAAGAUGAUUUAUGACGAUUUAAGAUGACUUAUGACGAUUUAAGAUAAUAUUUAUGACGAUUUAAGAUGAUUUGUGUGUUCA
Linepithema humile (Argentine ant) is the source of this 1288-nucleotide messenger RNA. The record is from RefSeq and is a predicted model, not a curated record. Lineage: Eukaryota; Metazoa; Arthropoda; Insecta; Hymenoptera; Formicidae.